Messenger RNA from Macadamia integrifolia, 2061 nucleotides. RefSeq names its product protein RETARDED ROOT GROWTH-LIKE-like. The record is from RefSeq and is a predicted model, not a curated record. NCBI's taxonomy places the organism in Eukaryota, Viridiplantae, Streptophyta, Magnoliopsida, Proteales, Proteaceae. Bases 126 to 1361 code for a protein of 411 amino acids. The transcript is spliced from 8 exons.
CAGAGCUUCCUCUCUCUUUCAAUAUUCCACACCCUUGUUCUUUUUGCCUCGCAAGUUCAGAAAAUCUCAGCUGUUCUAAUACCGACAGCAGUAGCAAAGAAGAGGUGAAGCUAAAAUAUGUUAAAAUGAAAAUGUGGCGAAACCGUUCGAUCUACAACCAUUUGAGCACGACGAUGCUUCGAUUAUCUCCUCCUCUUUACUCAUCAACGGUUUCGGCUCUUGUUAGACAAUUCUCCCGCGCAAACCCUUGUCUCGUGUCUCCAGGCUUUCUUCAUCGUCUUUCCACUACAAAAACCCUAAAUCUCCAGAGAAAUGUUAUUCCCUUGAUACUAAACCCUAGAAAUUACAGUUUCAGUUAUAACCAUGCUGUUUUCUUUACUGUUCGAUGCCUCUCAUCAACUCCUUCCGCAAGCACAUUGGACUGGAACGAACCAGUUUCGUGCUCUGAGAUUGGCGAUGGAUAUAACAGCAAAGUAAAUGAGGUUGUAAACGUGGGGGAGACGACGCCAUCCAUUCCUGUUAGAGCUUAUUUUUUCUCCACUAGUGUUGAUUUGAGAAGCUUAAUUGAUCAGAAUAAAGCCAAUUUUAUUCCACCUACUUCUCGUAUGACCAAUUAUGUGGUCCUAAGAUUUGGAGUCACUAAAUUUGAUGCAGAUGGAUCAGAGGCUAGCUUAAGUGGGAGUGACUGCUGUUAUAUGGUAGUUUUUCAAUAUGGGUCUAUAGUGUUGUUUAAUGUACGUGAUCAUGAGGUUGAUGGCUAUUUGAAGAUUGUAGAAAGACAUGCUUCAGGAUUGCUUCCAGAAAUGAGAAAGGACGAGUAUGAGGUGAGGGAGAAGCCAACUUUAAACACAUGGAUGCAUGGUGGUUUGGAUUAUAUAAUGUUGCAGCAUUUGAACAUUGAUGGAAUUCGUACCAUUGGUAGUGUGCUUGGUCAAAGUAUUGCUCUUGAUUACUAUGUUCGCCAGGUUGAUGGAAUGGUUGCUGAAUUUACCGACAUUAAUCGUGGGAUGGAAAAAACUGGCACCUUUACCAUGGAGAGGAAAAAACUUUUUCAACUAGUGGGAAAGGCAAAUUCAAACCUAGCUGAUGUGAUUCUUAAACUUGGGCUUUUCGAGAGAUCAGACAUUGCUUGGAAGGAUGCUAAGUUUGCUCAAAUAUGGGAGUUUCUUCGGGAUGAGUUUGAAUUGACUCAGAGAUUUGCAAGCCUUGAUUUUAAAUUGAAAUUUGUGGAGCAUAAUAUUCGUUUUCUACAAGAAAUUCUUCAGAACAGGAAAUCGGAUUUUCUGGAGUGGCUUAUCAUCAUAUUAAUAGGUGCUGAGAUUCUCAUCUCGGUUUAUGAUAUUGCACAUAAAUCGCUUUAGCCUUUCAAGAUGCUUAAAUCAAAUUGAGUGAGAUUCAGAUUGAAGGUGUAUGGACCCAGAUAGUUGAACCAAGAGGUGCAUGCAAAAUAUGCAAGCUGGACUUAGAGAAGGCACACAACCAUGAUUUUAGGUAUCGGUGUCUGGUCGGCCAUAUCGUACCAGUAAGGCUGAGACUAAUCCUGAUACCUGACCGAUCUGGGAUUGUAUCAGUAUCAGGGGUAAAAUCAUCAAAAUAGCCUAAUUUUUAUGAAAAAGAGGGGUGAUAUUGACUUAUCCAGACCGAUACAGCCGAUCCCGGAUUGGGAUUGUAUCGGUAUCAGCCAAGGCCGACACCAAGAACUAAAUCCUCGCGUACAUCUAACUGGAAUGGGGUGUUUCGAAUGAGGAGAUGAGGGUGGGCUUUGGUGAUAAUGGAGGAAAUGGAUGGAAUGAGGUGUUUCCCUCUCCCCACAGAGUAUUUCCUUGUCCACCCUGUGUUCAAUCUUCUUGUUUCUGGUGCUGGUGGUGGUCACUAACAUAUAGUUAUGCAAGGCUUAAGCUGGGUUUGUAUAGAGGUUCUGGGCCUGAUGGAGUGUUUUUUUUCUCUCUCCAUUUUCCAGAUAUUUAUACUGAAUUGGUCUAACCAAAGACUUGCUUAUAGCAAAACUCGAUUAGUUGAUAGACAAUUGUGAAUUAUAAAAUCUUGGGAAAUUUUCUUGGA